Messenger RNA from Dichomitus squalens LYAD-421 SS1, 666 nucleotides. RefSeq names its product glutathione S-transferase C-terminal-like protein. Bases 1 to 666 code for a protein of 221 amino acids. The transcript has 4 exons. NCBI's taxonomy places the organism in Eukaryota, Fungi, Basidiomycota, Agaricomycetes, Polyporales, Polyporaceae. The record is from RefSeq and is a predicted model, not a curated record.
AUGUCGCACGGCAAACAAUUGACCCUCUACACCCACGCUGGAGGCCCCAACGGCUGGAAGGUCGUCAACGUUCUCGAGGAGCUCGGGUUGACCUACGAACCCAUCUACCUCGACUUCGGCAAGAACGAGCAGAAAGCCCCGGAAUACACCAAGUACAACCCGAACGGCCGCAUCCCUACGAUCAUCGACCAUAAGAAUGGGGACUUCGUUCUCUGGGAGUCCGACGCUAUUCUCCUCUACCUCACCGACAAGUAUGAUACUGAGAAGCGGCUCACCGUCACCGACGAGAAGGAGAAGUACUCCCUCAUCCAGUGGCUCUUCUUCCAGUCCUCCGGCCAGGGCCCGUACUUCGGCCAGGCGGCAUGGUUCCUGCGCUACCACCCCGAACAGGUUCCGAGCGCAAUCGAGAGGUACCGCAAGGAGACUCUUCGUGUCAUCUCCGUGCUCGAGUCGGUUUUGUCCAAGCAGGAGUGGCUCGUGGGCGGGAAGCCCACCAUCGCCGACUUCUCUUUCAUCACCUGGACCAAUGUCGCGCUCGGGUUCACCCUCAAGGACUACGCGGACGUUGAGAAGGACUAUCCGGCGUUCUUCGCGUGGCACCAGAAGCUGGUGUCUCGCGACAGCGUCAAGAAGGCUCUCGCCACCCAAGCUGCCUUGAACCAGUGA